AUCCCAAUCAUAUUUGGAUUUUUAAUAGAUUAUCACUGCUAAAGUUAACACUGGAGUGUCUGAACACAGUAAGUCAGUAUUGGUAUAACAGUCCAUCAUUUGAUGCUAUUUUUCAAACAACUCUGAACACUAUCAAAAGUUUGGAUGUUCCCAAGUCACUAAAGUCACUCCUUGAACAAGUUCAAGCAUCAAUAGAAUCAGGGAUCAGUCGUCCUAAGCCAAUCCUUCAAGUUUUAAGGCGUAAGCCAAAAUCUGUCAAGUUCUUUGAACCUCAGUUUGAUAACGACUAUCAGCCGGGAAAGAGGAAAGCUCCAAACAAGACUCAAGGAGAAAUGAUGAAACUAAAACACAAACACAAAAGAGAACUGAAGGGUGCUAUUAGAGAGAUACGUAAAGAUACAAAGUUCUUAGCACGUCAGAAACUCAAAGAACAGCUGACAAGAGAUGGUGAGCGUAAGAGAAAGGUGAAGCAGAUUGAAGGAUGGCUACAGGAACAGCAACACGACAUGAAAAUGGAGAAAAUAAGAAAAAGGAAAUGAUUGCUAAAGUAUUUUAAGUCAAUUUGCAUGUAAAGAGAACAAAACUAUAACCUUUUCUAUGUUGCAUGCAUGUCCAUUGUAUAAUGUGGAGUGGACAUGUGGGAUGAUUGUUCACACUAUUAUCAGAAUUUUAUAUAAAAUAA
Amphimedon queenslandica is the source of this 682-nucleotide messenger RNA. RefSeq names its product nucleolar protein 14-like. Gene Ontology annotation, biological process: maturation of SSU-rRNA. Gene Ontology annotation, cellular component: Noc4p-Nop14p complex; nucleolus; small-subunit processome. The annotation marks the transcript as partial. NCBI's taxonomy places the organism in Eukaryota, Metazoa, Porifera, Demospongiae, Haplosclerida, Niphatidae. The transcript has 7 exons. The record is from RefSeq and is a predicted model, not a curated record.